Molecule: messenger RNA, 1111 nt
Organism: Mangifera indica (mango)
Lineage: Eukaryota; Viridiplantae; Streptophyta; Magnoliopsida; Sapindales; Anacardiaceae
Product: protein TIFY 10A-like
Exons: 2
Coding region: 232-921 (229 amino acids)
Biological process (GO): regulation of jasmonic acid mediated signaling pathway; regulation of defense response; response to wounding
Cellular component (GO): nucleus
Source: RefSeq, a predicted model, not a curated record
UAGGGUUAGACAGCUCAUGGCCUAAACAGGUUCAAAGAACUUGCAGCGAAACCCCCUCUUAAAUUUCUCUCUUGUAUUCUUCUUCGACUUCUUGUACCCACCGGCCAGAGCUGUUUGUUCAAAGAAACUUCAAAAAGAUUUGCUUACAGCUACUUAGAGAAUAUAUAUGUAUCAUCUAUUCUCUGUUGGAAGUUUGUGUAUUUCUUUUCAAUUUGAGAGAGAGAUAAUUUUAUGUUGAACAAAACGAUAAGCAUGUCAAGUUCCUGCCAAAAAUCGUCAAAUUUUGCUCAGACUUGCAAUCUUUUAAGCCAGUACUUGAAGGAGAAUGGAAGCCUUGGAGAUUUCAGCUGCGGAUUCGCUUCAAAACCUGCUGCCACAACCAUGAACUUGUUGCCAAGCCUGGAAAACGCUGGAGCUUCGUCUUUUCCAAGUGUGAAGCCUGCAGAUUUCUUCAGCAACAAGGCUGAAACAACCAUGGAGAUUGGAGCUGCUGGAUCUCAAAUGACAAUAUUUUACGCCGGAAAAGUUCAUGUGUUCAAUGAUUUUUCAGCCGAGAAGGCGAACGAAAUUAUGGCCUUAGCCAGUAAAUCCGGAAGCUCUAUUAACACUUCCAGUAGGGCUUUUACUCCCGAUUUGAACAUCGCCUCCAAUGCUUCUGGAAGCGACGGUAUCUCCUCCCAGGAACGCCUAAUUCAGCAGCUUAAACCUCCUGCAGCGCCUAUCACUUCCGAUUUCCCAAUAAAAAGAAGGGCCUCCCUCCACAGAUUCUUAGAGAAAAGGAAAGACAGGGCUGUGGCGAGAGCACCGUAUCAAAUAAAUGGCCCGUCUCUGGCUCCUGCUAAACCAGAAGAAAGCGGCGAGAAGACGUGGCAGCUGGAACUCGAAGCUCAAUCGUCCAAACAGCUUGACCUCAAAUUAUAGAAUAUUAUUAGAAAAAUUAAUCACAACUAAUUCAUGUUAAUUUUUGUAAUAUCUGUAUUAUAAAGUUAAUUAUUUAAUGUUUUGUAAUUAAUUUUUUUAUGAUUGAAAUUUACUUUUCUAUAUGAUCAUUAUGAACGUUGAGUUAUUAUGUAAUUUGAUAAUUUUGAAUUAAAAAUAAAAUAUCACUCAA